Molecule: messenger RNA, 926 nt
Organism: Emericellopsis atlantica
Lineage: Eukaryota; Fungi; Ascomycota; Sordariomycetes; Hypocreales; Bionectriaceae
Product: NUDIX hydrolase domain-like protein
Exons: 3
Coding region: 182-802 (206 amino acids)
Biological process (GO): ribose phosphate metabolic process; nucleoside phosphate metabolic process
Cellular component (GO): cytosol; nucleus
Molecular function (GO): ADP-ribose diphosphatase activity
Source: RefSeq, a predicted model, not a curated record
UUAAGUAAUCACACCAAAACAUACGCCUAUGAAAUUCUAGGCGGGGCGGGAUAGACUUUUAGUAUAGUUAUCGCUAUCGUCCGCCCUACUCGUUGGGCUCCAACUCCACCAAGCCUCCAACCGGAUCGGUGCCCCGCCCAUUGCUCAUCACGUUUCCCAAUUCACCCUUGUCAUUAUCACAAUGUCUCUUUCCAACGCCAAAGUGUUGUCGUCAGGGCCUUUGCCCGACGAGGAGGCCAAAUGGAUCAAGUUGACAAAAAUCACAUACCAAGAUCCCACAGGAACAUCGCGCUUGUGGGAGUCGGCGGAGCGUCGCACUCGGUCCGCCACCACUGAAGUUGAUGCCGUGGGCAUCCUUGCCAUCCUCGAGAACCCCACAACAGGCCGACGCGAGCUCUUGCUCCAGAAACAGUUCCGCCCUCCUGUCAACAUGAUCACGAUAGAGGUCCCCGCUGGUCUGGUGGACGCUGGCGAGACGGCCGAGGAAGCUGCAGUCCGUGAGCUGCGGGAGGAGACAGGCUACGUCGGCGUGCCCACCGAGACGAGCCCCAUCAUGUACAACGAUGCUGGCUUCUGCAACACCAAUCUGCGCAUGGUGCACAUGUCCAUUGACAUGAGCCUGCCAGAGAACAAAGACCCCAAGCCGCAGCUGGAGGAAAGCGAGUUCAUUGACGUCUUCACCGCCCCGCUCGACAACCUCUGGGAGGAAUGCAAGAAGCUCGAGGCCGAGGGGUGUGCCAUUGACGCACGGGUCGCCAGUCUGGCCGAGGGCAUUCUCGUUGCGCAGCAGUUGAAGCUGUAGACCGAUAGAUCAAAUCAACUUCUCGCGACGCGCAGCUUCCCACAGCGCCAGGGCCGCCAACGCCUUGGCAUCGCGUGCCCCUUCUUUCCAAAGAUCUUUCAUCGGCACCACCUUGAGCGUGAUC